Lagopus muta (rock ptarmigan) is the source of this 3026-nucleotide messenger RNA. It is a transcript of the gene ZNHIT6, whose product is annotated as zinc finger HIT-type containing 6. Bases 45 to 917 code for a protein of 290 amino acids. The record is from RefSeq and is a predicted model, not a curated record. Gene Ontology annotation, cellular component: nucleus; pre-snoRNP complex. Gene Ontology annotation, biological process: maturation of LSU-rRNA from tricistronic rRNA transcript (SSU-rRNA, 5.8S rRNA, LSU-rRNA); box C/D snoRNP assembly; snoRNA localization. The transcript is spliced from 10 exons. Lineage: Eukaryota; Metazoa; Chordata; Aves; Galliformes; Phasianidae.
AGCCAGCCGCGUCGGGCGGCGCGUGGGGGCGGUACGGCGCAGCCAUGGCGGGGCAGGGUGGAGGCGAGAGCUCGCAGCGUGCGGCCGGCGGGCGGAAGAUGGCCCUGCAGAGAUGUGAGACGUGUGGCGAAGAGGAGGCCAAGUACCGGUGUCCGCGAUGCAUGAAGUAUUCAUGCAGCCUGUUGUGCGUGAAGAAGCACAAGCUUGCCCUGAGCUGUAACGGAGUCAGGGACAAAACUGCAUUUGUCUCCGUGACUGAAUUUACUGACUUGAACCUUCUGAGCGAUUAUCGGUUCCUGGAAGAUGUGGGAAGAGCGGCUGAUGCUGCUGCUCGAGAUCUGUCUGUGCAUCGGCCAACAACAAAUAAAUUCAUCAAUUACUUGAGAAACAGAGCUCGGAGGCAUAAUAUCAAUCUGAAGACACUGCCCAUUGGAUUCACAAAAAGAAGAGAAAAUUCAACUAUCUUCAAUAAGAAGGAGCAGAAGUUCUACUGGCAUUUGAAGCUUGUAUUUCUUCACUGUAAUGCUGAAUACGCUUUAAAAAGAGUGCCAGAGGAUAAAACGCUCACUGAUAUCCUGAAGCCCUACAUUGAUCCAGUGGAGUCAGAUCCAGUAGUUUGUCAAAGAUUAAAGAUAUAUACAAUGUCUCCUCAGUCAGAUGUACAAAUUUUAAUGAAAAUAGAGAACAGGGGGCAAAACUCCACCAGGUACAAUGAACUGGAUGCCAGUAGAAGCCUCCUAGAAAAUUUGAAAAACAAAGUAAUAAUUGAGUACCCAACGUUAUUUGUGGUCUUGAAAAAAUUGAAGAAUGACAUGGUGGUUCUUGGCCAAGAGGCCAGUGAAUCUGCGGAGGACUCGGACAGUGGAAGUUCGUCCCUUUCUUCUGAGGAAGAAGGAGAAAUUCGGGAGAGUUCAUGACAGUUCUAUGAGAGAAGAGGGUGGGAUGAGCCUUUUAUAUUUCCUUAUUUAAUUAAAUCUUUUUUGCACAACUGAUUUUCUCUGAGGUUCAGUUUGGUUUGCUUCACUUAAGGCAGCACUUCCAAACUGCCUCCCUGACUUUGGAUUUAGAAUGCAUACUUAGGUAUGUAAAUAAAGAGAUUGGGAGUGGCUGGUUCCAGAAAAAUCUGCUGAUUUUACUGCAUAGCACCCCUCUGUCCAUGUAUCUCUAUUGAGUCAAUAGCCCAAAUGUAAAGUUUCCAAGUUGGCUUCAACAUUGUGUAUUUUUUCUUUUUAUCAUAGCACCUCAAUGUCAGAUUUCUAAAAGUGUAAAUACUGCAUAUUUGUGUUUAUCUGUGGAUUUGAGUCACAGUACUUCAACUUACUGAUAAAAUCUAGUGUUUCAUUGGAUCAACUUUCUUUUAGAGUAUUUCUUCAUCAUGUAAAGCUGCUGCAUGUGAUCUUUCUUUAAUUUGGACUUCAGUCUUCUGCGGCAACGUUUUGGGUGCCUGAUGCAGUAGAUUAUUUUUUUUUAUGCUUGGUUGCAUCCUGCCUCAUGUUAAGGAGAGAACAAGUUGCACUUUUUUGGGGGGGUGGCAUGCUUCAUCUUCUAAAUUAGUCUCAGUUUAAAAAAUAAAAUAGAAGUGAGUGCCAUUAGUGCUGAUGCACUGAACUUUUUAUAAGUGCUGAUGUUUUGCAUCUGGAAAUUACCUACUGAAGCCUGGUAGUGUAAAUACUGAAAUAUCAACUAAACGUUCGAAGCAUUUGCAAAGUCAUCAGCACAUGAUUACAUGGCAAACAGCUCCAUGAGGUGGUUGCUGCCGUCAUUGCCACUUCAUUUUGCCCCCUGCUUGAGGCUGUCACCUUUGUGACUAAAGGUGGUGCAAGGGAUGCCCACUGGGCAGCCACCUGAGUGCAAGGCUGGAUGCUCUGACCAACAGCUCCCAUGGAGGUGGUUUGUCAGUCACAAGCCAGUGACUGACAUUGCAGAUAAAAAUCCAGCACCUAGCAGUGAAGUCAUGCUGAGGUCUCAGGGGGCUAUGACAGCAAUAUGGAGAAGGGCUCAGGCUCCCAGAGGCUCCACCCAUACCUCAGCACCAGCUUGUCUAGUCCUUGCCAGCCAUACCUAGAAGAGAUUUUUGAGAUGUUCAAGAGCUGUGUAGAAGUUUAUUCACGCCUUUGCAGACAAAUUGUCAUUAAAUUAUUGUUCACAGCUACAUUCAGCUAAUGAGGUUUGGAAAGAACAUUAGAUCUUGGUAGGCACAUACUGCUGCUCCUCACAGGGACACUGUGUGCUUUUUCCUCUGUUUGUUUUGCAAGCUCUGAUAAAACAGGGAAGCUUUUCUCCUCUCCUGGCAGUAGCCACCUGUGCGCUGUUUUCUUUUUUAAUCAUUGUUGGGCUUCUGCCCACAUCUUGUUUCAGUGUUUGUUUUCUUAACCCUAUUUAAAGGACUGCAAUUCCUAGCUAUAGGUGUUGCUUUCAUAUUUUUUCAGUUCAGUGGAAGUGAAUAAGCUUUUCCUAAUCAGUGAUUAUUGCAUGCUCAUUUGGUAGCCACAAAUUACUUUAAACCGCUCUUGAAGCCAUUCAUAUUAACACCUAUAGAAGAGCAGAACAGCAAAACUGCCACGGUUCAUUUGCCAGGAAAUGUUUCGUCUGGAGUAGCACUGUGGUGGUUCUGUGCAGUUGGAGCAUGCAGGGGAAUGGGAGUGCUGCAGAUAUUCAUGUUGGUCUGCGGAUGAUUGUGAUUAGUGUUUGGCUGAGGAACACAGAUCUGUGAUAGAUGUGAUUUGCAUUAUUUCCUGUGCUCAUGGAGGUCUUCGUUGAUAGAAUGAGAGGGUUUCCCCACAUUGUGUUUUCUCAUAUAAAUCUAGUUUAAACUCCCAUGGGAGUCAGAACACAACCCUGAUUUGUUUGUAAAUGAAGAUGCUGUUAAAUCUUUCUUACAGAUGUGAAUCUUUUCUUACCUUAGAGAAAAUCCUAAGCAUUUUGAAGUACUGUUCAUAGAAUGGUUGCUGGAAAUGACAUUUGACAAACAAAGCUAUGAGCCAUCUUCCACAUCUGAACUGAGAGUAAAAGUCCAUGUUAAUACA